UUUUGCAGAACUGACUUGAAGGUUCUUAUUGUUUAAAUGUGCCACAAGAUAACAUGUUUCAGACAUCUGCUUGUGAUUUUUAGAGAACCUAUCUCUGCCAUGUGGAAGACCAAUGGCAAUAUCAUAUUUCGUUCAUAUAUUUCGACAUAGUUAUAACCAAGUUACCAACAUACUAAAAUUUAAACUUGCGCGUCGUCAAGAACGGACUGUGAAUUUAUAUUUCUCAUUCAAAGUCAGUUUGCCUGUCUGAAAUGCCGUUAAGAUUAUACCGGAAGUUCAACAGUUCAACAAAUGGUUACCCACAAAUGGGGGAUACUUUUCAGAUGAACCGUUAACCUGGACGCAGCUGACACCUGAGUUGAGUUUUUUUUAUCUAUGACGUCCACCUCUGUGACUGCACCAAUGAGCACAAUGACCAUGCUGACCCAUGGCAAAGUAGCGGCAAAAACAACAGCGUCCACGUCAUCUUCCACAGCGAUGUCAUCAUCUGCAAAACCAUCAUCCACAAAGGCUAGACUGCUGUUUAACUCUGACGGAAGUGUAAAACUGAUGGGAGACAUCGCCGACUUCCCUGGGCUAGGGGCAGACAAGAACAGUCACACCCUGGUUCCCACUGUGGGUCCCGAUGGCAAAAUGACGAUGCUCCUCGCUCCAUCAGACGGACGUGGGAAAACGUUCAUACUGAACCCAACCAACGGUGGAAGUCUUCCCAGUCCUAACGUUAUUGCAACACCAGACAAUCUAGUUGGGGGCAAGUCAACCUCACUCCUCUCAUCCUCAACACAUUAUACUCAAGUGCUUCCAACACCCACACAGGUGGCCAGUAGGACUCCGACAACGCAGAUUAUACUAUCAAGUGAUCAGUUAAAACCUGCUUCCAAAUCUCAAAUAUCUCUUCUCUCCAGUCAUAACGGUACGCCAGUGCCUGUUUCCAACGCGCAGUUUGAGACACAUAUGAGAAUCGAUCCUUCAGGAUCCGUUACUUCUACAGUCAGAAUUCCAUGUUCCAGUACCCACAGCUCAACUUCCACAACUACUUCUACGAGUCAGUCAGGUCCAGGUGCAACCGCAGUUUUGAAACAGCUGGCUGAUAAGGUAACCACAAUUAAGAAAGAACCUGAAGGCAUUACAUGUCAUAAUGAUGUAGAUGGUUCAAGGUCUACUCAUCCAAAGUCUAAAGCUCCAGGUGGAACCGAGCCCAAGUUGCCCGAGGGUAAAGGGUGGACUAGACUUCAAAGCGUUCUGUUAACAGCCCCUCCUUCCACGAUAGUCAUGCCAAAUCAAAGUCAAACAAUUGUGGGUCAUAGACUCGCGAGUGCUUUCCCCAAACCGUUUACUCAGAGAUACAUGAUAAUACCAAAAAAUUCAUCUGACAUUAUAGCACCACCUGACGGGGGCUCCCAAGCUGCACCCAGUACGAUAGACGUCUUCCCUAUAGCCCCCUCCUCCUCCUCCUCCUCAUCAUCAUCAUCAUCAUCAUCACCCAUGACCUCUAGUGCUGUACCGACGAUGAUGUUUCGCCACAAUUAUGCUGCAAGUUUGAGUGACAAAGGUGCCUCUGUGGCGCCCACUCCCAUCUCUAAUAUGACCCUAGCUCCUCAAGCCCCUCACCUAUUCAAGACCACCACCCCUCAGAAGGUUGUGUAUCCCGUGAACUUCAUCAAACCAGUGACGGAUGCUGUUAACGUUGCUCCUGUAAAGCGAACACCGUCUGUUGUGAAAGUGCCAUCUCCUGACCAAACAGGUUUGUAUAAUCAAGGCAGUUUGAUUGGUGGAUCUUCAUACAUCUUGGAUGGUAAGUUAGGAUGUCUGACAAGUGUGGCACCUGGCCCAAAAGAUGUGUGUAAUCAAGGCAGUUUGAUUGGUGGAUCUUCAUACGUCUUGGAUGAUAAGUCAGGACACCUGACAUGUGUGGCGCCUGGCCAAAAGGAUGUGUGUAAUACGGGCAGUUUGACUGACGGAUCCUCAUGUAUUGUGGAUGCCAAGGCAGAAUGCCUGACAGGUGUUGCGCCUGACCCAGUUCAGCAGGACCCCGACGAUGGUGUUUUAUCCAUUAAAAUAGACUCGGUAUUUUCUUUGGCAGUGAAAGAGGAAGAGAAAAUUCAAACAAGACAGAAACGUAUAAGAAACAAAACUACAAAGUGUACUUCAGGAAAUAAAGUUAAAGACGAUUCUCCAAAGGAACCCGAAAUUGUCAUCAAGAAAGAAACUGGCGUGGAAUCGGAAAAUCGACUCCCGACAAUUAGUGAACCCGAAAUUGUCACUUGUCCCCCUUCUUAUGUUGUUCUGGAGCAGUUGUCCCUGAAGCAGAUUGAAGACCCGAAACGACAUAUCAUCAAAUGUUCAAACUAUUGUCGAGUGAGGACUCUGAACUUUCUGUGCAAACUUGGCUUGGUAGACUGCGAGCCAACAGUGCACAUUAGAAAAUGUGUAUCUAAGUGUGAGUCAAAUGAAAGUGUGAACUCUAAACAUAAGGAAAUGCAGAAGGCUAAACGAAAACAACAAUCAGAGAGUGAUUCGUCUCCCCAAACCAAAACAUCCACUCCUGAACAACCAUCCGAUCCUAAGAAGGAGUCCUUGGCUGCAGGUGAUGGUUCUAAAGUUAGGAAAAUAGAGUCCCCAGCAAGUCCAAAGUUGAUCCAAAAGGUGAUCAAAUUUACAAAAGUUGACAACGAAAGUUCAUCAAAAUCAGAGACUGUUUCUAAAUCCGCUACUCCAGCACCACCACCUGCUACAGCCUCUAUGUCCAGUACUUCAGUCACCACGAAGUCCGUAAUUCCUCCAGCAUUCUCAAACCCAAACAGUGUACCAUUACGACCUCUGUUGAACACAGCAACGAACACUUUGGUUCUAGGUAAAUCUACUCUGAGACUUCCAUGCAGUAUCGCAUCCAAGCCGCCGGCUUUAUCAGACGGGGUAAAUGCCAACAAGAAACAAUAUUAUCUGUUCACAGUAAAUGGACAGAAUGUUUUGGUUCCCGUUUCCAAUGAUGUUUUGAAACCGACUGCGUAUAUGUUGAAGGGAAACACAUUAAGCGCAUUAUCAAACACGACAACCGUCACAACGAACACGCCUACUGUGUCGAAUGUUGGACCGGGAAACAAUGUUUUACUUCGGAAACUUACAACUCUUCAAAGUCCGGCUCUAAAACGCCCGACCGAUACCGUUCCUCAACAAACACCGCCUAGUAAAGUAUCUAAAGUAACGGAAGGAAAGGUGGAGAAAGACAAACCAGCCACAGACCUACCAGCAGGGAUUCGGAUCAAAUCCGAGCCUGUAACGCACGGGUAUGGGGAUGAAAAACCCCUUGAAUCAACACACAAGAAGAAAAUGAGAGAGCACGAAGUCAAGAUCAAGCAGGAACCUGUUAAUGAUGAAUGGCAGGAGGUCUGGAGCUCCAAGGUCGUGCCUGUUGAGAGUCCUGAAACUGCGCCGUCUCUGAAGAAACAAUCACCAACGUCGACAACGGUGCCAAAAUACGGACCAGGAGACUCUCGGGCGGAAGGGGAUGAGACCAUGCCCACCCUUCCCAUGAUGCAGCUUCCCAGCACGAAAGACAGAGCUCACAAGAUGGCCGCCCACAAUGACCGAGUAGAGAGGCUGAAGGCGGUACUGAAACAGAAGGAGAAAGAAAUUGAGGAUUUGAAGAAGAAAAGAAUGGAAGAUGGAGCUGCCGCGGAUGACUGUUAUGGUGUUCAAGACACAAACUAUGACACAUGCACGACAGAAGACAGGGAGCCGCCAGGACCUCUGUGAAAAUUGAACCCGUGUCCUGAUACACGUGUCAGUCUGAAUAUGACCGGACUUCCUUACAAUAAUGUUAUUUAAAUGGUCGAAUAGCAUUUUAUCAAUACUGGCAUACAUCCCAGUGAUUUGAUGUUAUCGUUUUGAGUAAUAUCUGUGAUACCUUUAUUAUUUUAUCAUCAGUUGAUAUGACACAAUAGUUCCAUAUAAACGUGUAUUUGGUGACAGAUACGUCCUGCUUAUGAGGUAUUAUGAGGUACAUGUACAUAAUAUUUCAUAUUAAGGAUUAUGUUACGAUUAUGUUCUUAUUGGCUUAAAGGAAUAUUUAAACAGUAUAGACACAUCACAGUUACGUCACAUGCAGCGAAGAGCUGAUCGUUGCAACAAGGUAUACAACAAAUCCCUCCCAGUCUAAAUACCAAAGAUAACAUCGACUAUUAUACUCAUCGCAGCCAUAGAGCUGGAACAUUGCUCAGUAAGGCGUCAAACAAAGAACCCGUAAGUCUAAGAGGGUCAUGUGAUUGUGUAGACACGAAGAACGAUGCUAUGUAUGUACACGUAUAUUGUUUUCUCUGAUGAAUGUGCUGUCUUUGCGUACAAGCUGACCGCUCUGUUCAUGUGGUCACAUAUGAAUGCACUGAUACAUAUUGUGCUUUGUCAAGAUGAUUGUUUUCAUAAAUAGUAUAUAUACGCAGGGAAACAAUUAAGGGAACAUGUGAAAGUACAACUGUUCCUAUAUUCCUUUACAGGUUUCUUCGAAAGGUUUGUAAAGCACUGUGGUUCAAAAUCUGAAAAUAGAUAUAGGCAUACUGUGAUGAAGUGGUGUUCCCCUAUUUGUUCCCCUCAGUAUAUUUCAACUUUUCCGCACAGUUAUACUCCUUAUCCGUUCCCGGAUCCGCUCAUGCCGAUUGGCCUCGAUUAUGAUCCUUGGUAUGUGGUUGUCUUUGUAGUUACAGCUGAUAUGUCGUGAAAUAGAGAGUGAAUGAGUUAUGUUUUCCGCCUCUUUGAACUGUAUUUUAGUGACGGCGUGUAUGUUUGUGGGUGGAAAUUCCGAGGUGAAGAUGUUGUCAGACGUUGACCACUUAGUUGACACCCACGAGGACGAGCGUAGUAAUUAUUAACCUCGAAACAUUAUCAUGACAUCGUUAAAUAGCUGAAACAGCUGGAAGAUGAUGAUAGCUGAAAGAAUAUUGUGUCGGUUGUAUUCUUCCGUGAUGUUUCUUUUUCUCACAUUUUAGUUUAUAUUUUGUCUUAGCGCACCUUAUAGCUCUUUCUGUAUCAGAUAAUUGCAUGUAAUUAUUGCCACAAUUACACUGCCAGUGUUUCGACAGAACAGUCUGAUUUUAUUUAGUUCUGUAUGAAUGGUUCAAGUUGUUUCCAUUCAUAAAAUUUGUUACAACCAAUGUAUGUAAAUUAUAAGCAAUUAUAGCUAUUACAAAUAUGUUAUGGUUAUAACAUGUGUUGUUUAUAUCGUGCAGUACAGUACAUAUGAAGCUGAUAUACGACAGAAGCGCUGCAUGAGGAUCUUGCGCCACGUUACCUGCAUCAUCCAACACCGACCCCGUCAAGCUGGAUUCUUGCCAUCAUACUUUCACAUUCCAAUUAUCCAUUAAUCUGGAGCCCACAACUUAAUAUUGGUCUUACAAACAAACGCGACAAAAAUAUCUCAAUAUUAAAAUCAUAUUUCAUUA
Messenger RNA from Haliotis rubra (blacklip abalone), 5435 nucleotides. RefSeq names its product mucin-5AC-like. The coding region runs from base 376 to 3756 and encodes 1126 amino acids. The transcript is spliced from 3 exons. The record is from RefSeq and is a predicted model, not a curated record. NCBI's taxonomy places the organism in Eukaryota, Metazoa, Mollusca, Gastropoda, Lepetellida, Haliotidae.